Molecule: messenger RNA, 936 nt
Organism: Odobenus rosmarus divergens (Pacific walrus)
Lineage: Eukaryota; Metazoa; Chordata; Mammalia; Carnivora; Odobenidae
Gene: LEPROT
Product: leptin receptor overlapping transcript
Exons: 4
Coding region: 38-433 (131 amino acids)
Biological process (GO): negative regulation of growth hormone receptor signaling pathway; late endosome to vacuole transport via multivesicular body sorting pathway
Cellular component (GO): endosome
Source: RefSeq, a predicted model, not a curated record
GGAAGCCGGAAGCAGCCGCGGCCCCAGCUCGGGAGAUAUGGCGGGCGUUAAAGCUCUCGUGGCAUUAUCCUUCAGUGGAGCUAUUGGGCUGACUUUUCUCAUGCUGGGAUGUGCCUUAGAGGAUUAUGGCGUUUACUGGCCCUUGUUUGUCCUGAUAUUUCAUGUCAUCUCUCCCAUCCCCCAUUUCAUUGCCAAAAGAGCAACUUAUGACUCCGACGCCACAAGUAGUGCCUGCCGGGAGCUGGCGUAUUUUUUCACUACUGGAAUUGUUGUCUCUGCCUUUGGAUUUCCUGUUAUUCUUGCCCGUGUGUCUGUGAUCAAAUGGGGAGCCUGUGGCCUUGUGCUGGCAGGCAACGCAGUCAUUUUCCUUACAAUUCAAGGUUUUUUCCUUGUAUUUGGAAGAGGAGAUGAUUUUAGCUGGGAGCAGUGGUAGCACAUUAUUCUGAUAAAAUGCAUUUUAUUUCUUAGAAGUCAUACUAUAUGUAUUUGCGUGCACAUGUGGCCUUUUAUUAUGAAAUUUCAUAUGCUAUUUUUUUUUAUACCUUUAUAUCCUAUUCAUUGUAAGAAGGACUACAUGAGAAAAAGAUUAGUUUUAUUUCCAGCCAACAGACCUCUCCAUUUUCUCAAGUUGAAUUAUGUUACUUGUUUGGCUGUUCAUAUACUAAUGGUGCUCUCAGAAAACACAUGAACACAGUCUUGUAGAUAGCUGCUCAUUCGUGCGAUGCACCUUUUGUCCGGGGAUGUGCCUGGGUAGGCAGGUAACACUGGAGCGAGUCUCCGUUCUGCCCAGGACUUCCAAGAUGUACUUGUGGCCCAGAGAGACGGAGGUGGCUCCCUCUUUGUGUUGUAGAUAAAUCCUUGCUUCUCAGAGUGUGGUCCGUACAGCAGUGGCCUCUCCCAGGAGCCAAUACGUCCGGAAUCAGAGGCCCUACCAGG